GCCGGCGCUGACGCGGGGGGCGGCUCCCCGCGCGCGGAUAUCAGCCGGCUGGCGGCCGCGGGGCACGGGGCGCGGAGCCGGGGUCGUGCACCUGCCCGGCCUCUCCGUCCGCCUGCCGGAACCCUCCCUCCCAUCCAGGAACCUCGCCGAACCCCAGCCGGAGCCCCGGGUCUCAGGGGACAACGCAUCUGUGUCGCCCCGGGGCCCAGACCCCCCUGUGGACAGCCCCCGUCGGACAUGGGCGCGGCGGCGGGGGGCCGCCUGUGCGCGGCUCGGCCGCCCCGGCCCCUACCCCGGGGCCCCCUGCGCGCCUAGCGCCGCGGCCCAGGACCCGCCCGCCCCGAGGCCCCGCCAUGAAGCUGGCGCUGCUGCGGCGGCUGCGCGCGCUGGUGGUGGCCGGGCUGCUGCUGGCCGGCGCCCUGCACGUCGCGCUGGACCUGCUGCCCCGCCUGCGGCCCGCGCGGCCCCGCUGCUCCUGCGCCCUUGGGGCGCCCCGGCCCGCGCCCGCCCGCCACACGCUGCGCGCCCUGCAGGACUUCAGCGCCGAGCCCGCCAACCUCAGCUCCCGGGGGCUGGAGGGGCCCCCAGCCGACGACCCCCGCGCCCCGCGGCCGCCUGAACGCCGCCGGCUGCUGCCCCCCGCGACCCCCGCCACCCCUGGGCCCGCCCGCGCUCCACUCCUCGCCAGGCUUUUCCAGCACCCGCUCUACCAAGUGGCCCCACCACCCCUGGGCGACAACGACGUGCUCUUCAGCGUCAGCGGCGACAGCAGGCCCAACCUCAAGGCAGCCGAGGGCCACGACUGGUCACAGGACGGCACUGAGGGACGUGGCCCGCUGCCCACAGGGGCCGCGGCAGUGGACGCCUACCCCAACUGGCUCAAGUUUCACCUGGGCAUCAACCGUUACGAGCUGUACUCCAGGCACAACCCGGCCAUCGGGGAGCUGCUGCAGGACCUGGCCACGCAGAGGAUCACCAGCGUGGCCAUGAAAUCGGGGGGCACCCAGCUCAAGCUCAUCAUGACCUUCCAGAACUACGGACAGGCACUGUUCAAGCCCAUGAAGCAGACACGGGAGCAGGAGACGCCCCCCGACUUCUUCUACUUCUCAGACUACGAGCGGCACAACGCAGAGAUUGCCGCCUUCCACCUGGACAGGAUCCUAGACUUCCGCCGGGUCCCGCCCGUGGCUGGCCGUGUAGUCAACAUGACCAGGGAGAUCAGAGAUGUCACGAGGGACAAGAAGCUGUGGAGAACCUUCUUCAUCUCCCCAGCCAACAACAUCUGCUUCUAUGGUGAGUGCUCCUACUACUGCUCCACGGAGCAUGCACUGUGCGGCAAGCCCGACCAGAUUGAGGGCUCCCUGGCUGCCUUCCUGCCCGACCUGGCGCUGGCGAAGAGGAGGACAUGGCGCAACCCCUGGCGGCGCUCCUACCACAAGCGCAAGAAAGCGGAGUGGGAGGUGGACCCCGACUACUGCGAGGAGGUGAGACAGACGCCCCCAUACGACAGCGGCCAGCGUGUGCUAGACAUCAUGGACAUGACCAUCUUUGACUUCCUCAUGGGGAACAUGGACCGCCACCACUACGAGACCUUUGAGAAGUUUGGGAACGACACCUUCAUCAUCCACCUGGACAAUGGCCGGGGGUUUGGAAAAUACUCGCAUGAUGAACUCUCCAUUCUGGUGCCUCUACAGCAGUGCUGCAGGAUCCGGAAGUCCACCUACCUGCGGCUGCAGCUGCUGGCCAGGGAGGAGUACAAGCUGAGCCUGCUGAUGGCCGAGUCGCUGCGGGAGGACCGUGUGACCCCCGUGUUGUUCCAGCCACACCUGGACGCCCUGGACCGCCGGCUGCGCGUGGUGCUGCGGGCUGUGGGGGACUGCCUGCAGAGGGCUGGGCCAGCCAGUGUGCUGGAUGACGACCUGGGCCUGCUGCACAACGCCCCUGCCCCCAGGUAGUGAUUGGUGCGGCUACUGCCCAAGCUAGGACAUGCCUCCAGGCCCUGGACACACCCCCAGGUGCUGGAGGCGCCCCUCAGGCCCUGGACACAUCCCCAGGUGCUAGAGGCGCCCCUCAGGCCCUGGGCACAUCCCCAGGCGGGGCGUACUCCCCAGGCCCUGGACAGGCCCCCAGGCUCCGGACAUGUUCCCCAGGCCCUAGACAUGCCCCCAGGCUCUGGACAUGUCCCCCAGGCCCUGGACAUGCUCCCCAGACUGGAUGGACAUGCUCCCCAGGCCCUGGACACACUCCAGGACUCCAGCACUGGAGGCCAGAGGACAACGGCACAGAAGUGGACGUCAGCUGGGCAGUGGAUGUGGUCACACCCUUCUGCAGGGAGGCCGCCCUUUUGUACUUCUGUCUGGGACCCAUGGACAUAGGCAGGGCCAGAUCAAGGGCAUGGUGGGGCCCUUGUCUGGAUGCUCAGACAGCACUGACCCCCUUCCCCAGCCCUCCAGGAUUUGGGGCUCCUGCUGGCCGUGGGAGGCUUGCCCCAGACUGUACUCUGCUGGGUGUGAGGGUGGCCAAUGGCUGUCCUUGUGUCCAGCAGGCUGGGAUGGACACUGGCCCCCCCAUGGCCUGGCCACACAUAGCCCCUCCCUUGGGCAGUUUUGUGGGAGUUUGCAGUGUGGAAACAGUGCAAUAAAGAAACAGCAGAUACGUGGG
This is a messenger RNA of Erinaceus europaeus (western European hedgehog), 2661 nucleotides long. It is a transcript of the gene FAM20C, whose product is annotated as FAM20C golgi associated secretory pathway kinase. Gene Ontology annotation, molecular function: protein serine/threonine kinase activity. The coding region runs from base 354 to 1955 and encodes 533 amino acids. NCBI's taxonomy places the organism in Eukaryota, Metazoa, Chordata, Mammalia, Eulipotyphla, Erinaceidae. Gene Ontology annotation, biological process: protein phosphorylation. Gene Ontology annotation, cellular component: Golgi apparatus. The record is from RefSeq and is a predicted model, not a curated record. The transcript has 10 exons.